This is a messenger RNA of Ilex paraguariensis (yerba mate), 1980 nucleotides long. The record is from the annotation of a GenBank genome assembly. NCBI's taxonomy places the organism in Eukaryota, Viridiplantae, Streptophyta, Magnoliopsida, Aquifoliales, Aquifoliaceae.
UAAAAGUUUCACCUAAACUUCGUAUAUGGCAGCUGGCGAUUCAACCCCAACUUGAAGAAUAUUCCAAGACAAAUUCAGAUAUUCGGUGAUUGAUCUCAGAAUUAACGUCUCUUCGUGUCAUCACCACUUUGAAUCAAAACCCUUUUUCAAAAAUUCCAUACCCAUCUACUCAAUUCCAAAAAUCGUACUGUACUUUUUUAUCUGUUCCAUAGAUUGCCGGUGAUCCAAUUCUAAAAGCACCACACUUUUCUUCAGAAAAAGCAAAACCGACAGUGUGUCUUCACGAUUUGGCUUUGAGUUUUCCUCGAGAACACGCAAGCAAAUAGAACUGAACCAAGUUCCACGUCAAUCUCAAGUUUACUUCCGUUGAUUCGUAGGCAUAUUAAAGUUUUUGGGUUUGGGUUUUUCAGAGAAGGGGGAGAUGCAGACGGAAGCGAGGGUGGGGGUGGGAGUGGAAGGAGGUGGAGGGCAGAGAGUUUUGAAUUCGGCGCAUGGAGGAGUUGUGGUGGAAGGCGGUGGUGCUGGGAAUGUGUUGGCGGCUCAUAAGCAGAGGAUGUUGCAUAAUCAGCAAUCGCAGAUCGGAACGGUGUCUCAGCUUCUCGCCGGCGGUGUUGCGGGGGCUGUUAGUAAGACAUGUACUGCUCCGCUUGCUCGGCUCACCAUCCUGUUUCAGGUACAAGGAAUGCACUCUGAUGUUGCUACUUUAAGAAAGGCUAGCAUAUGGCAUGAGGCAUCAAGAAUUAUCAGUGAAGAAGGUUUCUGGGCUUUCUGGAAAGGGAAUCUAGUUACAAUUGCUCACCGUCUUCCUUAUUCUUCUAUCAGCUUUUAUGCUUUUGAACGCUAUAAGCAUCUACUAUGGUUGAUGUUGGGAGUGCAAAAUCAAGGGGAAAAUGUAAGUGCAGACCUUUGUGCACGGCUUGUAGGUGGUGGUUUGGCUGGAAUAACUGCAGCUUCAAUUACAUAUCCAUUGGACCUUGUAAGGACACGCCUUGCAGCUCAGACAAAUAUCAUCUACUAUAGAGGUAUAUGGCAUGCUCUACGGACCAUUAGCAGGGAAGAGGGUGUCUGGGGUCUCUAUAAAGGACUUGAUGCAACACUUUUGGGUGUUGGACCAAACUUAGCAAUCAGCUUUUCAGUUUAUGACACUGUAAAAUCUUAUUGGCAGUUUCAGAGACCCGAUGACUCUCCUAUCCUGGUCAGCCUUGCUUGUGGUAGUCUUUCAGGCAUUGCAUCAUCAACAGAGAAGCAGGUUGAGGUGCAGGCAUUGCACUAAGUACCUAACCAGAUUGACCCCUAGAGCUACAGAGCCAGACAAGUUUAUCUGGCAUUUGAGAGUGUUAGUAAGGAUAUCAACAAAUCAUACAUUUUACGUCUUUUUCAUUUCCAAGCUAACUGCAUAUUUUGAGGUAAGAAUAUUGGUAGGAUACCUAUAGCCUCCUAAACUUCUUGGAUAACUUGGCUCUGCAAACAUUGCAGUUGUUUCCAUUAUAGGGCAGCUGUUCUCAGGUGAGCCAACUCUGUUAUGCACUUAACAAAAGUGAGAGGUGUCCUCUUUGAGUAACGUUCCCGUUGGAUCUAGUGAGGCGACGGAUGCAAUUGGAAGGAGCGGGUGGCCGUGCCUGUGUCUAUAAGUCAGGGCUUUUUGGUACAUUUAGGCACAUAAUCCGAACUGAAGGACUGCGAGGUUUGUACAGAGGGAUUCUGCCUGAAUACUACAAGGUGGUGCCAAGCAUUGGUAUUGUUUUCAUGACUUAUGAGAAAUUGAAGCUGCUUUUAUCAAAUUAUCCUGCCAAUUGAGUAGCUUCUUUUUUGAGAAAAAGAUGGAUGGUAUUGAGUUAAGUUGUUGGUCGAAAGGCGGCCUAUCUGGUACAAUUUGUUCAAGUAAUUUUGGAAACCAUAUUUUUGUGUAUGUAUAUUAUACGAAAAGAUGCCCACAGUUAAUUGCAUCUCAAAUGUACGAAAAACAUUUCACUCCUAAAA